ACUUGGCUUGCUCUUUGAACCUUGACUUUUCGACUUUUGCAACAACAACAACAACAACAAAGAGCAACCCAACUCAGUGAAGGAUUUUUUUUACUCGGUUGUGUGAUGCGCUACCAUCUUGCUCCACUCGAUUUUUUUUCCAUUACAGGGUUUGUUGGGGCUGCUUGAUUGAUUGAUUGAUUUGAUAAGCGACGACACGACGAUGGAGUCGCGCAAAGACGAAGAAGCGACAAUAAAAGUGGCUUCGAUGAACAAGAAGUCCAUGACGCCGUUGCGGGGGGCGAAAGGCGGAGGGGGGGUGGAUGGGAAGAUUAAGCUGAAGAAGCCCGGGCCGAGGUUCAUCAAGCCGGGGAGUUGGAAGGAGGGGGGGGUUGUGGAGGAUGAUAAGAAGAAGACAAAAGAAACCACCACCGCCGCCGCCGCCGCCGCGUCGCCCCCCAGCCCCGUGGUCAACCAGCUUGACGAGUCCUCCCGCGAGACGUUUUCUACCGGCCGACCGCUUGAUGAUGUACCCGAGCUUCAGUCUUGCAAGCACUGCAAGCAGGGGGUUACGAGGAUUGCGGCCAAGGAGCAUAUUGCGCGGUGUUUGAAGAUUAAGAAGGAGAAGGCGCAGAGGAAGAAGGAGGCUAGGGAGGCGAGGGAGAGGGCGAAGCAGCAGGAGGAGGCGAGGAAGAUUGAGGGGGAGAACGGGGUUGGUGGGGAUGAUAGUGAUGAUGAUGAUGGGGAGGGGGGGAAAGUUGGGGGUGGUGGUGGUGGUGGUGGGACGGCGGGGAAGACGGCGAAGAGGGUUGCCGGGAAGAAGACGGAGGUUGGGGGGAAGAAGAGGAAGGCUGAUGGGGAGAUGGGGGGGAAGACGAAGAAAAAGAAGGAGGAGCCCAAGGGGAAGGUGGCUAAGCCGAAGGGGCCGGUGGAUGUGGAGAGGCAGUGUGGUGUUACGCUAGCUAAUGGGCUGCCUUGCGCGAGGAGCUUGACUUGUAAGAGUCAUAGUAUGAGCGCGAAGAGGGCGGUGCCGGGGAGGAGCUUGCCGUAUGACAUGUUGUUGUUGGCGUAUCAGAAGAAGAAUCAGGCCAAGCAGCAAAAGGCGGCGAUUGAUGCGAAUGCGCCUUUGGAGGAUGAGGAUGAUGUGAAUGCCGCGGCGGUGGACAGUGAUGAGGAGACGGCCGCGGUGAUGGCUGCGCUGGCUCAUUGGAAUCCGCAGCCGGUGGUGCCGCAGCCGGUGUUUACGCCGAUUAAGAGGCAGUAUCAGCUUUCGAGACUGCAUGAGCAGUUGCAGACGGCCACGAAUGGUGGGCGGGUCAAUAUAUUCAAGGUCAGCGGCUUCGGCGCCCAGAGGCUUCCGGAUGGGCAUCCGGGCCUGUUUGAUGCCGAGGAUGCCCCCGGGGAGCCUGACAUCAUCAUGGGCGGUACCGAUUUUCAACGACGCUCGGCGAGUUUCAGUCUUGCUGGACCACCGCAACGGCGGCCGUCGGUCGGGCUUAGAAAGCUCCGCCUGGUAUUGCAUCGUCGCCUCCACCCCAGUUACCAAGAAACCAGGUCGAAUACUGGCACGAUCCCGGGGAGACAGCAGCAGCAGCAACCGGAACCGGAACCGCAACCGCGAUCACAACAGGCAUACCCAACACCGGUUCUAAAGUCGGAAUCUAUACCAAACCUCAACCCACCUCGAGCGAGACCAUCGCUGUCUCUGAAAGUGCCGAAGUCUCGGCCAAAUACACCCAACUUACCUUCUGUCCCAUCUCCCCCCGAACAAGAGAUGGGGGUCUUGGUGUCGCGGCCAGGGGAGGCUAGACCUAGGCGGCAGGGAUUGCCAACACCGGUUAUGCUUUCUCGACCGUCUCCCCUUGAGCAACCUGAGCAGUCUGAGCAACCUGGGCAACCUGAGCAACCUGGGCAACCUGAGCAACCCGAGCAACCCGAGCAACCCGAGCAAGAGGACCCGCUCGUUGCUCAAAGACGGGUCAUUAUACUAGGAAGGCCCGCACAACCGGCUACGUCGUCACCCGCGAUGCAGUGGGUGCAGGUCCCGGUGGCAAGUAGUCCACAGACACCUAACCCUCCUCCUACUCCGCGUCUUGGAUCGGAGGCGGGUUCACGCCGGGGGUCGAUUACAACACAAGGUUCUUCUCCAGUGUUCCCCAUGGCUGAACCCCCGGCCAGACCUCAAAAGAUUGUCACCUUACAAGUGCCCCCGCAACGAAAUCUUCUCCAACAGCAGCAGAAACAGCGGCGAAGCUCUCUUUCAUCCCACUUACCUUCGAGUCCGGUAGUGCCGUCUCAGGCAGUUGCAAUGGCGCCUCCUGAGCUGAGCCCGGAGACAGUUCCGGCAUCACCCAUCGCACGGCCUGCUUCACGGGCACGACCCACACAUAUUCAAUUACCGCCACAGCAAGUACCCGCAAACUGGGCAGGAGUGCCUCCUCAUCUUCGGCUUCCAAGCCAGGUCUUGCUAUCGCAACUGAACACACAGUUUGUACCACGCCGCUUCUCUCAAUCACACAUCGACCCAUCCACUAGCCACGCAGCCCAUUAUCGACUUGCCCAGUUUCGGGCGAUGCAGCAACAAGCCGGGUUUGCUCAUCAACUAGAGGCUCAGGCAGCUGGUUUUGCAAUGGCAGGGCCAGCCCACCCUAUGCCUAUGAUAAGGCGGGCAUCAGAUGCUCAGCCGCCGGUGUCGCCGGUGUCGAGGACGAUGUCGAUGCCGUUAGCGAUGCCGGGCUUGUCUCCGUCACAGGUGGAGGCGCGAUCGAGGCAGCUGGUGCAUGGCGACUUUGUGGGAGGAAACACGGGGGUCGAGUUUAUGAUGCAGCAGACGCAGGGGUUUGCCGGAUACCCAGGUCACCAGCAGCAUUAUCAGCAACAACUAUUUUUACCACAUCAACAGAAUCCAUUUCAGGGCCAGCAGUAG
Molecule: messenger RNA, 2905 nt
Organism: Podospora bellae-mahoneyi
Lineage: Eukaryota; Fungi; Ascomycota; Sordariomycetes; Sordariales; Podosporaceae
Gene: sgf73
Product: SAGA complex subunit Sgf73
Biological process (GO): regulation of transcription by RNA polymerase II; RITS complex assembly; regulatory ncRNA-mediated heterochromatin formation
Cellular component (GO): SAGA complex
Source: RefSeq, a predicted model, not a curated record